AUGUCCGACAAGAAGAACAGCGGCGUGGGCUGCCUAGCUCAAACUUUUGAGCAAUGGAUAUUGAAGCAAGAUUCCGGUUGGAAGGAGAAGUAUAAGAGAAGAGGGACGAUGACAGUCAACAUUACGCCUGCUCCUGAGAGUAGGGUCGGCCCGAGCGCCAUCAACACUCAGCUCCUAACUCCCGACCCCUCACCUUCAUCCUCACCUUCCUCAUCUCCUUCUCCAGUUCGACGAUGCCGACCUAUCGACGGGGCAUUCUCUCCGAUCUGGAAACUGGCGCAGCUUUCGACACCUCCCGUAUCCCCAAACUCAUCUCCGAAGCCAACUUCCUCCUCAACCUCUUCGACCGAGCCACCCGUCCCAGCUCCCGGAGGGCCACUCUUUGCCACGAUGUAUUUCGAGGUACGGGAGUCUCCGAAAGGAGGGCUCGGGGCGUUUGCUGUGCAGGAUAUAGAGGAGGACACCGUUAUUAUGGCGGAGGAGCCGCUCUUUAAGGCAACCUUUGUCGAAGUGUUCUACGAAUUCGAAAAACUGUCAAAAGAGAAGAGGGGUGAAUACCUCAGUCUAUACGCGUGGUCCGGCAUCGAACGCCAUAAAGUUCUUGCGAUUUUCUCAACUAAUCGUUUCACUAUUUCCAACGCCCAAUGUGGAAUAUUCCUGAAAUCUUCUCGCUUUAACCACGCUUGCCACCCCUACGCAACCUGUAGUUAUCGUUGGGAUGAGGAGAAGAACCAAAUGGUUACACGUUCCGUUAUGUCCAUCAAAAAGGGACAGGAGAUAACCAUUGCCUAUUCUCGGAAUCCUUCGGCGCUGCACUUUAAUUACGGAUUCUGGUGCGACUGCCCAGGUUGUCCAGAGCCAAAGAAAGCCAAGGCUGCGGCCCAAAGAAUCUCUGGUGAAUGGAUUUAUUAA
Venustampulla echinocandica is the source of this 912-nucleotide messenger RNA. RefSeq lists its product as uncharacterized. The transcript has 3 exons. The record is from RefSeq and is a predicted model, not a curated record. Lineage: Eukaryota; Fungi; Ascomycota; Leotiomycetes; Helotiales; Pleuroascaceae. Bases 1 to 912 code for a protein of 303 amino acids. Gene Ontology annotation, molecular function: protein binding.